Eriocheir sinensis (Chinese mitten crab) is the source of this 2167-nucleotide messenger RNA. Its product is annotated as ets DNA-binding protein pokkuri-like. Gene Ontology annotation, cellular component: nucleus. The coding region runs from base 194 to 1639 and encodes 481 amino acids. The record is from RefSeq and is a predicted model, not a curated record. Gene Ontology annotation, molecular function: DNA-binding transcription factor activity, RNA polymerase II-specific; sequence-specific DNA binding. The transcript is spliced from 4 exons. Lineage: Eukaryota; Metazoa; Arthropoda; Malacostraca; Decapoda; Varunidae. Gene Ontology annotation, biological process: cell differentiation; regulation of transcription by RNA polymerase II.
UACGCGCGCUGGCGGCAUGUGGCAAGUACCGCGGGAGGAGGACCCCCACCCAGCCCUUCCUUAGCCCGCGCUCGCAGGUCCCCCGCGAGUGAGUGGAGCUGUGGUGGUCGUGUAGUCUGCGUUGAGCACUCAUAGCUACAGGCAGCCUCACGAGCCGCUCUUGAGAGGUCACAGGCGCCGUUUUCUGUAGAGUAUGAAGGUGCCACCGCUGAACCUGACUCCUGACGUGAAUCGCGUGGGCAUGGCUCUCCCCUUCAGCCCGGACUUGCUGUGGAGGUACCCGCUGUCUCUCCCGCAGUCGGCCUCCCCGUCCUCGCCAAUGCUUGAUGUGAAGACGCAGAUGCCCACACACCUCGCUGCUGACCCGCGGCACUGGUCCCGGGAUGACGUCACCGCCUUCCUCCGUUGGUUUGAGCGAGAGUUUGAGUUGCCCGCCAUCGACCACACCAAGUUCUCCCUCAACGGCAAGGCGCUGUGCAUGCUGACCAAGUGUGACCUAGCGGAACGGGCGCCCGGCGCAGGAGACAUCCUCCACAACACCCUUCAGUUCCUGCUGCGCGACGCCCCCCAGGUGCCCCAGUCCCCUCUCACACCCCACCACCCCCUGCUCUCCCCGUCUCCCCUGACGGCGGGGCCACCCCAGCCGUGGUCCAUGGUCACACAGGACAUUCACAACCUGACGCAUUUGCUGCACCAAGGCGGCUCCGUCACGCUCAGCCCAGCACCUUCGGAGCAGAGCGGUGGCUCACCGCGCCACCCAGAUAACGCCUCCUCCACCUCCUCCACGGCCGCCUACCACCACUCCUCCGCCGCCUCCACCGGCUCCGCCCACUCUGGCAGCCAGUCGGACUCUGAAGAUUCUACACGGGACUCCUCCUCCCCCCAGCGUUCGCCCGUGCCCCCCACAAGCUCCGCUUCAGUCUCCUUCCCCGCCCACGCCCUCGCCUCCCUAAAACACCUCAGCGACUACCAACGCGCCGCAGCUGCAGCCGCUGCCGCCGCCGCUGCCGCAGCAUCCUCACACCAGGAGCACCAGCAGCACCAGAGCCCCGCCCAGCCGGCCGUGCCCGCCCAGACUCAGGGUCCUCCCGGCACCGGUGAGGAACCUGUUGAGACUGGCACCAACGGUCGCCUGCUGUGGGACUUCCUGCAGCAGCUGUUAAAUGACCCACAGCAGCGGUAUUCGAGGUACAUUGCCUGGAAGAACCGCGAUACGGGCGUGUUCAAGAUCGUUGACCCACCGGGGUUGGCGCGGCUCUGGGGCAUCCAGAAGAACCACCUGAGCAUGAACUACGACAAGAUGAGCCGCGCGCUGCGCUACUACUACCGCGUCAACAUCCUGCGCAAGGUGCAGGGCGAGAGGCACUGCUAUCAGUUCCUGAGGAACCCCUCCGAGCUGAAGAGCAUCAAGAACAUCAGUAUGCUGCGCUCAGCUCCCCUCCAGUCCCCACGGGGAAAGGAUAACCAGUCCAACCAGCCAGCCCCGAUGGAGGAGGAGGAAGGCCCCACCGACCUCUCCAUGUCAUCGCUGCACCACCAGUACCACCUUCAGUCCAUGGACACCCACCCACAGAGCCUGGCGCGAGAGCCCCACGUCAUCAUAAAGAGCGAGGAGUACUUUGACCAGAGCUACGAGUAGUGACCGGUCUCAGCCGCUCUGUUCCGCCCUCAUUCGGCCCAGGACACCCCGCCAUGAGGCACGACCUGGGCCAUGCCGUCGGCCGCCGCGCCGCAGCGGCUGAGAGGCGGUGCUCGCGCGCCGUCCAGGGCAUUGGUGGAGCCCCGCCGCCCUGAGGGAGGCACCGUCCUCCCUGGCUUGCUGUGAUAACGUACACUGGUGUGGUGGCUCCUCACUCCCACAUGUACAAAGUAUAAUAGUAAGUGUAAGAAUGCGGCAGCGGCAAGCGGCGGCCGCUGCGACACACUCGCCACCAUUCCCUUCCUCUUCGCCUGGUGUGCCCCGCCGGGCCGCCCGCCCCGCCCCGCCCCGCCCCGCCCGCCUGGUGUAGACUCUUGUGUUCGUGUCUUUCAUCAGUGAUGAUUUCUUCGUGUUUUAGAGAACGAGCAACUGACAGUUCACCUCACCUGUUCUUCACUACACUGUAUGCAUAUAAAUAUAUAUUAUGAAUGUAUAAAGCUGUAUUUAUAAAAAUAAAUUUUUUGUACA